GGUUCUAAAAAAACAUUGGUUUUGAGUCUUGGCCUGUGCGCUCCGCUUCAUCACUUGCCUUCGUCUUGCUCUGCUGCUGCUGCUUGUGCUCGCUGACCCAGAAACGAGAUCAUCGUUAAGAUCUGAGAAAACGGAAAACACAGCAAUGGAGAGUAGCGAGGAAGAAGAUGACUUUCCUUCCAUUGAAGGCAUAAUCCCGCAGAGCAAGGUUGACUCCCUCUACCAGUCCCACACUGAAAAGGGGAUUAGAAAGCUUUGCUGUGAGCUCUUAGAUCUGAAGGAUGCUGUGGAGAACUUAUGUGGCAAUAUGCACUCAAAGUUCCUGUCUUUCUUGAGGAUAUCUGAAGAGGCAGUGGAGGUAAAGCAUGAAUUGAUUGAGCUGCGAAAGCAUAUUUCAGCUCAAGGUAUUCUAGUACAGGAUUUGAUGACUGGUGUCUGCCAUGAAUUAGAAAAAUGGAACCAGUCAAGCAAUGAUUUUGAUCAAAUUCAGCAAGAACCUGAAAUAUGUGAACUUCUUGAACCCUUAACAAAUGAAAGACAUGACCACAAAACAGUAUUUUUGGAGAACAUUGAUGUUCUCUUGGCUGAACAUAAGUUGGAAGAAGCAUUGGAGGCAAUGGAUGCUGAAGAAAAGAAUUGUGCAGAGCUAAAAGGCUCAGGGAACUUGUCAGAUGAAGUUUCCUCAUAUAAGCUGGCUUUCUUGGAAAGAAAGGCAAUGCUUGAGGACCAGCUGGUUGCAAUUGCGGAACAGCCUUCCAUUAGCUUUCAUGAACUGAAGAAAGCCUUGUCUGUUUUAAUCAGACUUGGAAAAGGACCUCUAGCAAACCAGCUACUUCUGAAAUUUUAUGGGUCUCGCCUCCAAAAGAGGAUAGAGGCCUUGCUUCCCUCUUGUUCUCUAUGUCCUGAAAUGUUUUCUUCUACACUAGCUAGGCUUGUUUUUUCUGUAAUCUCAAUGGCAACAAAGGAAUCUGCUUCAAUUUUUGGAGACAAUCCUGUUUAUACCAAUAGAGUUGUUCAGUGGGCAGAGUGGGAAAUUGAAUAUUUUGUACGAUUGGUAAAGGAGAACUCACCCCCAUCUGAGACUAUUUCUGCCUUACGUGCUGCAAGCAAUGGCAUUCAAGCUAGUCUGAACUAUUGUUCAAUGUUGGAGUCCCAAGGACUGAAAAUGUCCAAGUUAUUGUUGGUGCUUUUGCGUCCUUCUGUAGAGGAAGUUUUAGAAUCUAAUUUUAGACGUGCUAGAAGAGUAGUUCUUGGCUUGACAGAAUCUGAUGAGUGCUUCCCAUUGUCACCACAAUUUGCAUCUUCGUUGUCUGCAAUAGUAUCAUCAUCUAGUAGCAUUCUUGUUGACAGUGGAAUGCGUUUUAUGUACAUAACCAAGGAGAUAGUGGGACAGUUGAUGUCGAUGGCCAUUUUGCAUUUUGGAGGAAGUGUACUGAGUAGAAUUUCUCAGCUAUUUGAUAAGUACAUGGAUGCUCUUAUCAAAGCUUUGCCAGGUCCUUCUGACGAUGAUAAUCUUCUAGAGCUGAAAGAGGCUACGCCUUUCAGAGCUGAGACAGACUCAGAACAACUUGCAGUAUUGGGAGUUGCAUUUACUAUUUUAGAUGAACUGUUACCAAAUGCUGUAAUAUCAAUGUGGAAGCAACAAAAUGAAAGCAAUGAACCAAAGAGUGCGAAUUCUGAGACUGUUGUUCCUAACACUAGUAUAGAAUUGAAGGACUGGAGAAAACAUCUUCAGCAUGCUUUUGACAAACUUAGGGAUCACUUCUGCAGGCAGUAUGUGUUGAGUUUCAUUUAUUCACGAGAAGGAAAAACUCGACUGAAUGCCCAAAUUUACUUAAGUGAAAACCGAGAAGAUCAUUAUUGGGACUCUGAGCCUCUGCCUUCGCUUCCAUUUCAGGCAUUAUUUGCAAAGCUUCAACAAUUAGCCACUGUGGCUGGAGAUGUGUUACUUGGGAAAGAGAAAAUACAGAAAAUUUUACUUGCUAGGUUAACAGAGACCGUUGUAAUUUGGUUAUCAGAUGAGCAAGAGUUCUGGGGUGUGUUGGAGGAUAAUUCAGCACCUCUACAGCCACUUGGCUUACAGCAGUUGAUUCUUGAUAUGCACUUCACUGUUGAAAUCGCAAGCUUUGCGGGAUAUCCAUCUCGACAUGUGCAUCAAAUAGCAUCAGCUGUAAUUGCUCGCGCUGUCAGGACCUUCUCUGCUAGGGGCAUAGAUUUACAGAGUGCACUUCCUGAGGAUGAAUGGUUUGUGGAGACAGCAAAGUCUGCAAUAAACAAGUUGUUGCUGGGGGCAUCUGGGUCUGAGACAUCCGAUAUAGAUGAAGACCACAUAAUCUUAAAUGAAGAACUUGUAUUCGAUUCAGACUCUGCGUCAUCCCUUUCUUCUUUGGAAUCUACAGAGUCUUUUGCUUCUGCUAGAGCUAGCAUUGCAGAACUGGAAAGCCCGUCUGGCCUGUCUGAUGCGGAAAGCUAAUUAAACUUUUCUACUUGGAAAGCUGAUCUGUUUUUAACUUUCAGAUUGAAAUACAUCGAGUUGCGAUUUGCGGUGUACUCAAUAGGAUACAUAAAAUUUGGUGUAGAACAUAAAUUUAUAGGCUAAAUGAUAUCACAAGCUAGAAGGCUAUGCAUGCAUGAAUUCUCCAAAA
Prosopis cineraria is the source of this 2645-nucleotide messenger RNA. RefSeq names its product exocyst complex component EXO84C-like. Bases 146 to 2473 code for a protein of 775 amino acids. Gene Ontology annotation, cellular component: exocyst. The transcript has 7 exons. Lineage: Eukaryota; Viridiplantae; Streptophyta; Magnoliopsida; Fabales; Fabaceae. The record is from RefSeq and is a predicted model, not a curated record. Gene Ontology annotation, biological process: intracellular protein localization; exocytosis; Golgi to plasma membrane transport.